Prunus mume (Japanese apricot) is the source of this 546-nucleotide messenger RNA. The record is from RefSeq and is a predicted model, not a curated record. Lineage: Eukaryota; Viridiplantae; Streptophyta; Magnoliopsida; Rosales; Rosaceae.
AUGAUCGAUAAAAAUCCCAAGGAAUGGCACUCGCUUCUCUCCAAUUCUCUAUGGGCAUAUAGAACCUCGAAGAGGUCUUCCACGCGAACAACGCCAUUCGCCCUCACCUAUGGCCAUGAUGUCGUCUUGCCGCUUGAGAUUUCGGUUAAGUCCUUAAGGGUAGUUCGCCAUGGCGAAUGGAGUAAGGACGAAUAUGAGCAAGCUAUGACACAAGAAUUAGACGACCUUGACGAGGUCAGAUUGGGCGUUUUAGAUGGAUUGAAAGCCCAAAAAGAGGCCGUGGCUCGAGCAUACGACAAGAGAACCAAAGCCAAGAGUUUUGGGUUCGGAGAUCUACUAUGGAAGGCCAUUCUUCUGGUGGGAUCAAAGGAUCCAAAAUUCGGCAAGUGGUCUCCAACUUGGGAAGGCCCAUUUCUCGUUCACCAAGUGUUAGGGAAUGAGGCGUACAAGUUAAGUGACCAAAAUGGUAGGGUCCAUGAUGCGCCGAUUAAUAGUCGAUUUUUGAAAAAAUAUUACCCAACGGUUUGGGAAAUGGUGGAGAGAUAA